AUGGAGUCAAUACAUGAGAGAGUCAGAAAUUUUGAAAGUCCCUAUAAGGAAGAGUUAUGGUCCAGAGCUUCUCUGAAGUUCACGCCAUCUGGCUUAUCCAGGAGCUUGAAGGAAAACAUUAUGCUACAGAUCACCCAGCCAUUCCUUUGGGACUUUGAUCAUGAGCCGCUGCUUAACUACUCCUUUGGAACAUGUCAACAUAGGAAGAUCUUUCCUCACUUCCAUCCUCCAAACUUGUUGGGAAACAAAUUCCCCCCUAUUAGAGGAGCUCCCAACAGAGGGCCUGGAUGUUACAUAGCAGAAGAUAAGUAUGGCUUUGCAUACAACCUCUCUAAGAUCCCGACCAGUAAAAAAGGAUACACUCUUGGCGCCAGAACAGCCAUGAGAUUUAAGCCAGUUAGCAAGGAUGUGACACCUUACCCAGGCAUGUACCAGAUAGUCAAUGUUCGAGAGCAAACACACAAACCAAAUUUUGCUCCAUUUAAUGUCUUGUUGCCUCGCUUUCGGACUUACUCAAAGGACUCUUAUUAUCCUGGCCCUACCACAUACAACCCAGAGAUAAAGCCACCCAAGAGAGUCAGAUGGCCAAUGAAAUUUGGAUCUCCAGACUGGGCUCAGGUUCCAUGUCUACAGAAAAGAACCCUGAGAGCUGAGCUGCCCACAGACAAAGACUUUAGAAAGCAUCGGAACCGUCUGGCCUACCUAAGCCUGUACUACGACUGA
This is a messenger RNA of Rangifer tarandus platyrhynchus (Svalbard reindeer), 723 nucleotides long. Lineage: Eukaryota; Metazoa; Chordata; Mammalia; Artiodactyla; Cervidae. The record is from the annotation of a GenBank genome assembly.